AUGGCCAUCUCGAAGCGCAAGCAGACGCGCAACUUCCUCAAGAGCGGUCAGCUCUCUUCCCAAAUCGAAGCGAGGCAGAAACGGCGGGCGUUCGAGCAGAAGAAGAAGGGCAGGGACGCGAGGCGCAACAAGGGCGUCUUGCCUGCGCACCAGCAGGUCAAGGAUGUCGAUUCCGCGGACGAGUUUGAGGAAGUCAAGCGCAAGAGGAAGGAGAAGGAGGUCGAGGAGGAAGAGGAGGACGAGGACUUUGAUGUCGACGGCGUGCUUGGUGCCGAAGGAUUGGGAGACGACGACGAGGCAGAGGAGCAGGGAGAGGAGGGCGCAUCCGACUUGGAGGACGACGACCUCUCUGGCCUCUCGGACGGCGAAUCCGACUCAAACCCGAUGGUCGACAUGCAAGCCCUGGCCGAAAAGGACCCCGCCUUCUACAAGUUCCUCCAAGACAACGACCCCGAGUUGCUCAACUUUGACGCGGACGGCGAUGCAGAGAUGGACGACGAGGAGGACGACGAGGAAAGCGAUGAGGAGGAGACGAGGGGGAAGAAGAGUAAGAAGGGCAAGGGGAAGGAGAAGGCGAGGAAGGGGGCGAACGAGCACACGCUCACGAAGGAGAUGCUGCGGAGCUGGCAGAAGAGUAUCCUCGAGACCCGCUCCCUCCGCUCCUUCCGCAAGCUCCUCCACGCCUUCCGCUCUGCCGCCAGUUCCGGCAUCGACCGCGACGACCUCCCCUCGACAUCGGACUCGGCGCACGCCGAGCACUACGAGAUCCACGACCCCAAGUUGUUCCGCAAGCUCGUCCUUACGACGCUCAAGUAUACGCCGGUUGUGUUGAGCUCGAUGGUGCCGUUCAAGGAGGUCAAUGGGAAGUUCAAACUCUCGACCAACUCGAAGCAAUACGCCAUCGCCCAACGCCUUCUCAAAUCCUACUUCGUCUCCCUCCAGAACCUCCUCUCAACCGUCUCCUCCACAUCCGACAUCCCCUCCUACGCCGUCACCGAAUCCGCCAACCUUAUUCCCUGGAUCGUCGGGAACCGGAAAGUUGCCAGGGGGCUGGUGAAGAUGUUGCUUGGAGUGUACGAAGGCGGCGCGAGCGAUGAGACGAAGGUGCAGGCGUUUGCGGCGCUGAGGAAGCUGGCGAUUGCGGCGGACCAUAGCUUGCGGGAGUCGAUCAUGAAGGGAACCUACGCCGCUCUCCUCGCCGCCUCGCGCCAAACCUCCGUCCACACCCUCCCCGCCAUCGAGCUCAUGAAGUACUCGGCUUCCGAACUCUUCCUCCUCUCGGGCAAGCAAGAAACCGACCUCGCGUAUCAGCUCGCCUUCAGCUACAUCCGCUCUCUCGCCGUCCUCCUCCGCAAGGGCGUCAAGGACGCGAGCAAAGAGGCGUUCAAGUCGGUUUACAACUGGCAGUUUGUCCAUGCGGUCGACUUUUGGAGUAUUGUCCUGUCGACGGCGGCGGACAAGCAGAGGGUUGCGGAGAUGGGAGAGAGCCCGUUGCAGCAGUUGCUGUACCCGCUCAUUCAGGUUGCGCUUGGUGCCAUCCGCCUCGUCCCCACGUCCCGCUACUACCCUCUCCGCUUCCACCUCAUCCGCUCCCUCCUCCGCAUCGUCUCGCGCACCGGCACCUACAUCCCCCUCGCCGCCUCGCUCUUCGAGAUCCUCAACUCGCCCGAACUGACCAAGCGCAACAAGCCUUCGACGCUCAAGCCGCUCGACUGGGACUACUACCUCAAGUGUCCGACGGCGUACCAGCGCACGCGGGUGUAUGCCGAUGCGCUCGUCGAGGAACUCGUCUACCUCUUGACGGAGUACUACGGCGCGCUUUCGACCUCCAUCGCCUUCCCUGAACUCGCCCUCCCCGCUAUCGUCACCCUUCGACGACACGCAAAGAAGGCCUCGACAGCGAAGCAGGGCAAGCUCGUCGCGUCGGUCAAGCAGCUGGUUGAGAAGCUCGAGUCGAACACCAAGUGGAUCGAGCAGCGUCGGGAGAAGGUCGAUUUCGCGCCCAACAAACGUGACAAGGUCGACCGGUUCUUGCAGAAUGAGGAGACGGACAAGACGCCGAUGGGGACGCACCUCAAGUUGCAGCGCAAGUUGAGGGAGGCGAAGAAGGCGACGAUGGAGCGCGCGGCGCAUGCGGCCGAGGACAUCUAG
Messenger RNA from Rhodotorula toruloides NP11, 2151 nucleotides. RefSeq names its product ribosome assembly protein Noc2. Gene Ontology annotation, cellular component: Noc2p-Noc3p complex; nucleolus; nucleoplasm. Gene Ontology annotation, biological process: ribosomal large subunit biogenesis. Bases 1 to 2151 code for a protein of 716 amino acids. The record is from RefSeq and is a predicted model, not a curated record. Lineage: Eukaryota; Fungi; Basidiomycota; Microbotryomycetes; Sporidiobolales; Sporidiobolaceae. The transcript is spliced from 6 exons.